Messenger RNA from Nerophis lumbriciformis (worm pipefish), 354 nucleotides. The record is from RefSeq and is a predicted model, not a curated record. NCBI's taxonomy places the organism in Eukaryota, Metazoa, Chordata, Actinopteri, Syngnathiformes, Syngnathidae.
AUGAACGCGCCGCCUGCUUUCGAGUCGUUCUUGUUGUUCGAGGGCGAGAAGAAGAUCACCAUCACCAAGGACACUAAAGUGCCCAACUCGUGUCUGUUCACGCUCAACAAGGAGGACCACACGCUCGGCAACAUCAUACAAGCGCAGCUGCUCAAGGACCCGCAAGUUCUAUUCGCCGGCUACAAGGUUCCUCACCCCCUGGAGCACAAAAUCGUCAUCAGGGUACAGACCACGCCGGACUACAGUCCUCAGGAAGCCUUCACCAAUGCCAUCACCGACCUGAUCAGUGAGCUGUCCCUAUUGGAGGAACGCUUCAGAGUGGCUAUCAAAGACAAACAAGAAGGCAUCGAGUGA